AUGUCUCGUUCAUUCCUAGUUGACACUCUUAUUAGUGAUACAAAAGAUAGGAAACCAGAAAUGUCUAGUGACCCAUUGAAUUCGUAUACCAGUUUAAUGGCGCAUCAUCUCGAUGCUCGACCAAAGUUUAUACCAUACUCGUAUCCGGGAAACUUGAAUAAUCUGCUAACUCUUGGAUUGCAACACCAGCAGCGAUCUCCAGACUUGUUCCGACCUUUCCUGGAGCAUUUGAACUUUCGGUAUCCUCUUCUACACCAGUUACCACGGCAACCAGAAUUUUUCGAUCCAAUUCAAAGCGAGCGAAGACCAUUUGAAGGUUAUGUGAAGACUGAAGAACAAGAACCUAUAAACUUUGUAAGCAAGAGAAAGAAGUCUGUAUCCCCAUACCUGCAUCAUCCCUAUAAAUCGACUGCAAUAUCGCCAUCGAAGAGUCAAGGUCAGAGAUCACCGUCUUUAUCAAGUGAAAGCCGAAAUGGAACUCCGAGUCCUCCUCUAGCGCACCCAGAAGAACUUCUCCCAGGAUUUUCUAAAGAUCUAAAACGUCUUCCUUUAAAAGAAGACUCAAGUAAACGCAUCAGAACUGCCUUCACAGGAACACAACUUCUGGAACUAGAAAGAGAAUUCUCAAUGAACAUGUAUCUAUCGAGACUGAGGAGAAUCGAGAUCGCUUCCAGGCUGAAGCUAUCGGAGAAACAAGUGAAAAUCUGGUUCCAGAACCGCCGCGUUAAGUUGAAGAAGGAAGAAACUCCGGUGGGCUCCAGCGAUGGUAGAACUAAAAAGUGUUGCUGCACAAAGUCCACGUGUUCUAAAAGCCAGUCCGAGUCUCCCUGUGAUAAUGAUCAAGAACAUAUAGAUGUAGUAAGUGAUAACGACACGAGUUUUGAAUCGCAGAAUUUAUUAUCUUAUCGGUAA
This is a messenger RNA of Achroia grisella, 912 nucleotides long. Its product is annotated as homeobox protein pnx-like. Gene Ontology annotation, molecular function: DNA-binding transcription factor activity, RNA polymerase II-specific; sequence-specific double-stranded DNA binding. Gene Ontology annotation, cellular component: nucleus. The record is from RefSeq and is a predicted model, not a curated record. The transcript has a single exon. Gene Ontology annotation, biological process: regulation of DNA-templated transcription. The coding region runs from base 1 to 912 and encodes 303 amino acids. NCBI's taxonomy places the organism in Eukaryota, Metazoa, Arthropoda, Insecta, Lepidoptera, Pyralidae.